UAUACAAAUUGUACCUACGCGGUUUUGGAAUUUUCAUCAGAGCGACGAAACAUUUUUUUUUUUUUCCAGUAUGUGGACUAACUUUCAUUUUAUUUCGAAGAGGAAAAUUUCGACCGAAUCAACCCAACAAUGUGACGCAGUGCUGGAGGCCGGUUGAUUUCGACAUUUCUCAUUUAAUCGGGGAGUGAAAUCGGCGUCGUGCCCGAGCUUUGCUGCAAGACAACGAUCAGGCUCAUCGUGACAGACGCUCUCUCGCACGUACGACCGCAGCUAACUAUUCCCCCUACAAGCGUUCACCUUCUGAUGUAUGUCCAAAGCACGUACAGUUUUGAACGCGGGAGCACGGGCUCACUAGGUCUUAUUUCAUAGCGGCGGUGAUUGACCGAAGUUGGAAGCAUCAAGCUCGGCUGAGUCAUGAAACCGAAUGUGCACCUCUUUUGUUUAUUGGAAUGACAUCCAGGUUCAGUUGAAGCGCAAGCAACUCACAGUGUAGAUAUACAGCGAACACUGCAAGAAUCGCAAUGUCACCUGGUCACUGCAGGUUACCCACACAGUAAAGCUUUUCGAGUCCUUAAGCAUUUGUGUCAUUGCUAAUACUAUUACUUUACAGGUGUAGCAUCGAAUCGUUCACUGGGGUAAAUUAAGUCUUCCUUUUUGGCGGCUUCUUGUGGCAAGUAAACACUACAUGAAAAUUACAGUAAAUAAACUUUCACAUCUAUCCCUGUCGAACUCCCGUGUCAGAUAUUUCGGUGUACAUCAAAUGGUCCCCGCACACAGUUUUCAACAACCACUGCGCUUGUCGCAGGUGUGGCUUGAGCUCGCUGUCAUGUACAGUAACUUUCUUUACAGCCUCAAGGGUUAAAAAAAUGUUAGCAAGGGACACACUAGAAACCCUUAUUGGCAGCAAAAAUGUUUACUAUGUACCGACGUUCUUAAUGGUGCGAUGUCGAGCCGAUCCGAAGCAGCUCGUGCUCGCCACUUCCGAUAAUAGCACGUAGUCUCUUCCAGCGCAUCCUGUCCAGCGCUCGUUCCUCGCUCGUGCCAAACUCGACGCCUUUCUCACUGCCGCCGUGCACACACGUGCACGUAACGACUUCGCAGACAGACAACCGAACUGCGAUGCGGCCAAGGCGGCCGCCGCUCGGCGCCGUCUCUCCCUAUGCGUGGCUGCCGCCUACCUCGCCAUGAUGUCAGUGGGUCUCAUGUGUGCCUAUUCAUCGCCAGCGCUGCCAGAGAUCCGACAGCGGUUCGGCCUCACUGAGGACGAGGCUACGUGGUUCGGGUCCCUCGUGCUGCCCGGCGCAGUGCUGGGAGGUCUCAUCGGAGGUAACCAACCUGACAACUCGGCAUAUUCAAAGUACAUUCCUCGUUCAAUAGGUACCCGUGCCGGUAUGGAGAUGAAAAAGAACUCUCGUUACUUUUCAGGUCAACUAGUAAACUUAAUGGGGCGCCGGAAGACCAUGGUCACAGUCGCCGUGUGGUUCGUGUCCGGCUGGAUAUGUAUCAUCCUGGCACCGUCGACGCCGUGGCUCUUUGUCGGCCGUUUUCUCACCGGCGGCGGCAUGGGCACGGCGGCGCCGGCUACUUCGGUGUACCUGUCGGAAGUGUCCCCGGCACACCUGCGAGGCCUGCUGAACACGGGUUGCAACCUGCUCAUGGCCGUGGGAAUUCUGAUGGGCUACGUGAUGGGCAAGUGGCUCUAUUACACGUGGCUCGCCGUAGCCUGCCUCGUGCCAGCUUUCGUAUCGGGGGCGGCAUUCGCCCUCUACGUUCAGGAAUCUCCUCGAUGGCUCGUAUUAAAGGGUCGUCGCGGCCAGGCUUUAGAAACGCUGAAGUUCUACAGGGGCCCACUCAUCGGCGAAGAGUUCAGCUCACUGGAGCGCAGCGUUGUCGACAUACCGGGUCUCACGUUGGCCGAGAUGCGAAAACCGAACAUCUACAAACCCUUCUUGUACUCCCUCCUGCCCAUGUUCAUGCAGCAGGCUGGCGCCAUCAACGUCGUGCUCUUUUACGCCAAAGACAUCUUCGACGAGGCCGGGGCGUCCUUGGAGUCCGACAACUGCUCCAUCAUCCUGGGAGGCGUUACCGUGGUAACAUUCUUCGUGGCCACCAUCCUCGCCGACAGAGCUGGACGCAAGGCACUGUUGAUAGCGUCGUCGGUGAUCACCAUGAUCGGUCUUGGACUCCUUGGCCUGUACUUCCACCUGAAGGAGAUGAACGGCGAAGAAUUUUCCAAGCAGUACGGCUGGUUUCCGCUUCUCGCCAUCGGCCUGUACGCCGUGGGACAUUCAUUAGGGCUGGGCCCAUUGCCGUUCGUGCUUCUUGGGGAAAUGAUCCCGCUCAAAGCUAAAGGUGUGGCUUCCAGCAUAUGCACGGCAUUUCUGUUCGCGACCGGAUUUCUGGUGGUCAAGGAGCACUUCGACAUUCAGUACCUUCUAGGAGCAGCCGGCGCGUACUGGCUCUACGGUGCACUGGUCAUGGUUGCGUUCGUGCCCUUUGUCCUGUUUGUGCCAGAGACAAAGGGCAAGAGUCUCGAGGAGAUAGAAAAGCUUUUCAGUGGCAGCGGCUCGGAGCCGGCAGUUUUCUUGAAAGAAGCGGAUGAUGUGCAACUGAGCAGACUCUAGCAUUAUACUAUAUAUAGCUCGCUUUUGACAAUCACACGAUAUAUUAGGCCAUCGCGUGUGGUAGGCAACUUCGUCCUGCCAUUCCUACCACACGGCAUCAUGGUGCAAGUGCCACUGGCUAGGGCUAACCGCUGUAAAUAAAACUGAAUCGUUCUCAUUCUCUAGCUUUCUCAUGGUACUACCAAGAAAAGUGGCGUAAGCAUGAGCGAGCAUCAGCUUUUUAUUGAGGCUCCAAGCAUGCUACAAAUAUCGGUUUUUGAUCUAUUUCAUUAAAAACUGAGCAGGGCAGCAUCGAGAUCCUGCCCGAUCUGACCAGAGCUCCCUCUUUCCAUACUUCCUUGCUCAACAGUACCCGCUUGUCGAGUCUACACAUAUGCUGGUGCUAAACACUGCCGAUUGAGGGAUUCCGUAUAAACUAAAUACAAAUAUUCGCGUACAUAGUGAUAGACGUUGAUGGUGUACACUAGAUGACAGGCAAUAAAAAUGUGUAGAUACAUCUUUACCUCUGUGAGGAACAAAUCGACACAGACUGAGAAUGUACAAAGUGAGAAUAUACCGCAACUGCAAAAACGUUGUUAUUCAGAAAAAUGAGACUGCAGAAUGGCAUGUCUGCACUAAAGCUAAAGUUGACCGUAAAUACUGAUUAGUGAUGUAAUCCGGCACUUUUCGUGUAUUAUUGGCAGGUGCUGUGCAUCUCAAGCAAUAAAGAGGCACGUCCAAGAGGAAGCACUCAUCUGUGUAGGCAGUAUAUGGACACUUGGGCUGGACGUUGCGCCUUCUGCACCUACCAGCACAUAACACAGCUUCAAUGUGAGCUGGUGCGCAACGCCACGCUGUGCAACCAUUCUGCAUCAGUUGCCAGUCUAACGGAUCAUACUAGAUGCAUUUCUUUUUCAAUGAAGUAGGAAAGCAUCGAAUUGUUUUGAAUCUACGUAAUUAUUCGUAGAUCAAACUAGAAGAAUAUUCGGACGUGUCUUCUCGUCCAUUUCACUGGCCACUGGUCACAAGGUUAGUCAAGCGCUGCAAGUGUGGCAUAUACGGUCCAAUUUGCGCAAGCCUGCAGUGGUCGAUAUACUUGCAAUACCCAUCUUUUUCGACGCUCAUAAAAUGACAGACGCGAGCGCGAUCGUGUUCUAGUCUUGUCUAUGAAUGUAUAACAGGCGUCAUGAGCGUGUUAUACGAGCUGCAUACAACCUCUUUAAAAAUUUAAUUAAGAUAGACGCGUCAGCGUGCGCAGACAGGCAGCCUCUGACGAACAACCUACUUAAAAGAAUGGUCAAGGACGACAACUGCAAAGCUUAAAUGAAGUUUGCUAUACCUUUCAUGUCAGCUAUGUGAAAAGCGUAUCGGGCUGUAUUCCCCCUCGGGACAACAUGACAAACUUUUGUCGCUUUACCCAGUCGUACUAAGUAAGUGCGUGUUCUAACGAAAAUAGAGUUCACAAAAAAAUUUAGGCGGCUGCACGUCGGAACAUGCACAGAGAAGUUCCUCGUGACGACUCUCACAGUUCACCGUCAAAGCCGACGCGUGAAUGCUUCAAGGUCCAUCCGCCAUUAGAGACUGCAGGCACGUGAGACUCCACCAAGAAAACUUGCCGAGGUUCACAGACAUCGAUGCAGCAGGCUUUGCCAAUCCUGGGGUAUAACAUCGGGCUAGCUAGUCGUUUUUAAACUUGUAUCCGCCAC
Molecule: messenger RNA, 4309 nt
Organism: Dermacentor andersoni
Lineage: Eukaryota; Metazoa; Arthropoda; Arachnida; Ixodida; Ixodidae
Product: facilitated trehalose transporter Tret1-like
Biological process (GO): transmembrane transport
Cellular component (GO): membrane
Molecular function (GO): transmembrane transporter activity
Source: RefSeq, a predicted model, not a curated record